Messenger RNA from Euleptes europaea (tarantolino), 1209 nucleotides. It is a transcript of the gene RIC3, whose product is annotated as RIC3 acetylcholine receptor chaperone. NCBI's taxonomy places the organism in Eukaryota, Metazoa, Chordata, Lepidosauria, Squamata, Sphaerodactylidae. Bases 1 to 1209 code for a protein of 402 amino acids. Gene Ontology annotation, cellular component: neuron projection; neuronal cell body; intracellular membrane-bounded organelle. The record is from RefSeq and is a predicted model, not a curated record. Gene Ontology annotation, biological process: synaptic transmission, cholinergic; protein localization to cell surface. The transcript has 6 exons.
AUGGCGCACGCGACGCUGCGCAAGGUGGCGGCCGCCUCGUGCCUGGCGCUGUGCGUCUCGCUGCUGCUGCCCAAGCUCUUCGUCCCGCGGGGCUGGUCCGGGCAGCAGGAGCCGGGCGCCGCCCCGCCCACGCCGGCCGCCGUGCCCGAGGGAAAGACAAGUCGGCUUUCACCAACAAUGCAGCAUCCAGUGUCUCCAGAGACCAGGCCGCCAGCUACCCAUUUUCCAAGGUCCCACCUUGUGGAAGCAGUUGCCAAGGCAAAGGGAGGUGGAGGAGGCAAUGGUGGAGGUGGUGGAGGAGGAGGUGGCACUGGAAGAGGUCUUGUGGGACAGGUCAUCCCAAUAUAUGGAUUUGGGAUCCUUUUAUACAUACUCUACAUUCUUUUUAAGCUUUCUUCUAAGGGGAAAACCGUGACAGCUGAACGGAAAUGCCCUCCUUCAGCACCUGGCAACAUGAACAGAAAGAUCACUGACUAUGAGCUAGCCCAACUCCAAGAUAAGCUGAGAGAGACUGAAGAAGCUAUGGAAAAAAUAAUCAAUAGAGUGGGACCCAACUGUGAAAGCAGGGCCCAAAAUGUCACUACUGACCAAGAGAAAAGACUACUUCAGCAACUCCGGGAAAUUACUAAGGUCAUGAAAGAAGGCAAACUCAUAGAUGGCAUCUCCCCAGAAAAAGAAGCUGAAGAGGCUCCUUAUAUGCAGGACUGGGAAGGUUAUCCAGAAGAGACCUAUCCUGUAUAUGAUAAUUCUGAUUGCUUCAAGCACAGACAGGACACUGUCCUUGUGGAGUGCCCUCACCCAAGCCAGCCUUCUGCUGAAGAGAUAGCGGAGAGAAUGGAGUUUGUGGAUGAUGAGGAGUGUGCAUGUAGUGAAAUCCUUUUGUCUGCUCUUGCCACAGUGAAUAACGACCUUGUGUCGAGGGAAGAGAAGGACCAACAAGCCACGUUCACCGACCACAGCCAGGCCGGGCAGAACUUUGAAAAAUGCCCCUGUUGUCACUAUGAAGAUGACGACCCCGCCGUGAUAGCGGAAAACGAAGGAUUCUACCCUGAAAGCUGCAGUGAAACAGAAGAGCUGGCCAAAGAGGAGCCGCUGGUGGAGUCCGACCUUGAAAACAGCGCAGCCGAAGACCAACACUAUGCAAAUCCGGAUAACAGCGGCAUGCUGCGCAAGCGAAACACAAGGGGGCUUGAGUUGCUGGGAAAGUGA